AUGGCUUAUUAUAACCGUUUUCAGCUGCCGAACACUUUAUUACGUUACCCAAAAAUAAAAUUACCUACUUUUGACGGUAGUGUACGAAAUUGGCUAUACUUUUGGGGUCAGUUUCAAAAAAUUGAUGAGGACAUUAAUAUCGAUUUUCACGAUAAAUCUUCGUAUUUAUCUCAAGUAAUAGAAAAAGGCAGUCCUGCUGAAGAAUUAAUUAAGAUCUAUCCCCCAGGGGGUAAUAGUUACGAAAAAGCUUUGAAACAGCUGAAAAUGCGUUUCGGCAGAGAGGAACUAUUGAUUCAGGUAUAUUUCAGAGACUUAUUAGUAUUAGUUCUUCAAAAACAGAACACUUCUAAAAAUUCAUUAAGAAAAUUGUUCGAUCAACUUGAGAGUAAACUGCGAUCACUUGAAUUAUUAGGUGUUACUAGGGAAAAAUAUGCUGCAAUGCUUUUUCCACUAGUUGAAUCAUCAUUACCCGAAGAAACUCUUGUUGCUUGGCAGCGCUAUAGAUCUGCUCAUCGUAGAAUUCGAGAAGUGAAUUUAGAUGAUUCAGACGAAAGUAAAACUAUAAUUGAGAAAAGUGAUUUAGAAUGCAUUUUAGAAAUUUUACAAGCCGAAUUCGAAGCUGAAGAACGCAUUUUUUUUAGCCUCUCAAAGUUUCAACACAUCGAAACCAAAAGCAGAAGUAAAACAUAA
Messenger RNA from Stegodyphus dumicola, 690 nucleotides. RefSeq lists its product as uncharacterized. The record is from RefSeq and is a predicted model, not a curated record. Lineage: Eukaryota; Metazoa; Arthropoda; Arachnida; Araneae; Eresidae.